Messenger RNA from Prorocentrum cordatum, 807 nucleotides. The record is from the annotation of a GenBank genome assembly. NCBI's taxonomy places the organism in Eukaryota, Dinophyceae, Prorocentrales, Prorocentraceae.
AUGAUUCGGCGCCAGUGGAUUCCCAACGCAGUGGAAGGCACUCUGUCCAGCACAGCACAUGUCACAACCAUCGGUUGGAUGUGGAUGUCAGUCGUGCCCAUGCUCUUGGCGAUAGACGGUGUGCGAGGGACACUGCGCCAGGCAGACCUUGUGCGGCUUGGCCUGGGUUUUAGUGGGACGGUCCUUGAGUCCUCGUGCGCACUGGAAGGCGAUAGGACGAGCAUAGUCGGAUGCAUUGGGGAUGAAAUUGCAAGAGUCGAUCAGUCCAUUCGUGUCUUGCUGAAGACCGGCAUGUCGACUGCAUCGAUGCGAAAGGGCGCGAGCUUGGGGAUCGCCGUGGAGAGGUUGAGCUUCAUUCAGUGGGGGCCAGCCUACCUCCUGUGGUCAUGCUGGAUUUUCCUCUGCCUGGGCCUGUACAGGCCAGGGUUACUGCAGCUCGAGUCCGCGGCGGGCAUAGCAUCGUGGCAGGCAACACAGUGUGGUUAUCCUGUGAUGCAUCUCAUCAUAUUCGCGGCGUCUUCCCGGGACCACAGAAGUUGGCGGGUUGUUUAUGUCACGUAUAAACUUCUGGUCUGGCUGGUUGCAUUGGAUGCGCUUGUUAACACUUUGGGUCUGGCCGCGAUGUAUCAGCCUACAGCCGUUGCGUACAACUUGUUCGGCAUGUUGUCGUUCGUGAUCAGUGCCAUGGGCUUGGGCAGGCUGGCGUCCAUUCCCCUGGUCGGAGAGCGCUGCGCACGCUGGCUGAUCGGUACAGCUCCGCGCGUUGAAGCCAUCUACCGUGACCCGGUUCCAACGGUCGCUGCGUAG